Molecule: messenger RNA, 813 nt
Organism: Soboliphyme baturini
Lineage: Eukaryota; Metazoa; Nematoda; Enoplea; Dioctophymatida; Soboliphymatidae
Source: the annotation of a GenBank genome assembly
AUGACCGGCUUUGGAAUGCCAAGAUCGAACAUCUACAAAACGAAGGAUCUAGGAAUUAUCGAAGCUGACCGACAGGGCGAGCUGAUCUUAAGAACACAAUACGGCACAAACAUUUAUGCGUCACAAAAAGGACUAAGUCCAUUUACCGCCUUCCGCCCUAACGUACUUAAUGUCCAUUACAAAGAAAAUUGGGAUCCAAAGAUCGACCAUAAAUCAGAAGCAAUAAUACCCAUGCAGAUGGGUAGCAACAAGCGAGAUCGAAGAUCCGAAAUCUAUAUUCCGUUCCAGUCCGGCACAAACCUGUUUGCCAGCCAAGCAGGAAUGACUGACCCUCCAGCCAUUGGCGCAUACAGACAAGCAACUAUCGAACCAGAAGGUCUAAAUUUCACCGAGGAACAGAUUCGACAAAGCAGCUUAAAUACUCCCUGGUUUGCAGGAUCAAAUCGUUUUGCCAACCAGUGUGGUACUGGUGGAUUCUUGAAGGUUCGCGAUGUGAUCUGCAAAAUGACCGGUGGCAAAGAGUUGUCAGAGGAACUUCUGCGACGUUGUCAUGGCAUACUUCGACUGCAGUGUGGCACCAAUAAAUUGGCUAGUCAGAGUGGAAUGACGGGCUUUGGCACACCGAGAAACAUUCUCACAACGCCAAAAUGGAAACGCGAGUGGGUCGAAGAAUGGGAAGAUGCCAAGAAGGAGUGGAAACAGGCUACCCAAAGCAAAGGCGAAAGCUUCUCUCGAGCUGCAAUAGAGGAGGAGGAAAAAACUGAAGACGAAGAAACUCACAGUACCGAAGGCGAAGAGCCAGAAGAGGAAUAA